This is a messenger RNA of Pygocentrus nattereri (red-bellied piranha), 3779 nucleotides long. It is a transcript of the gene myoz2b, whose product is annotated as myozenin 2b. Lineage: Eukaryota; Metazoa; Chordata; Actinopteri; Characiformes; Serrasalmidae. The record is from RefSeq and is a predicted model, not a curated record. Gene Ontology annotation, molecular function: FATZ binding; actin binding; telethonin binding. The coding region runs from base 174 to 929 and encodes 251 amino acids. The transcript is spliced from 6 exons. Gene Ontology annotation, cellular component: actin cytoskeleton; Z disc.
CACAGCCCCCCGUUCCACAGUGGGUUGAGUGUAGAGACAGGGAGAAAGAAGACUUGGUCUGGAUCGAACUGCCCAGGGUGACCCUUUACCUUCCCUCAGAACUUCCAGGUGCAAGCCAAGACACAACUCCACAGUACCUCUCUACACAUUUAAACCCAUUAGGAAAAGGCACCAUGUCACGAUUCAGCACGCUUUCAGUCCGCGAGAGGAAGAUGCAGGCGGCGGCCAUUUGCCACGAAGUCCACGGUGGUGCUAAUGGUGACACAAUGGACCUUGGCAAAAAGCUCUCGACGCCAAAAGACAUCAUGCUGGAGGAGCUGUCUCUCCUGUCCAACCGAGGCUCCCGCCUAUUCAAGAUGCGCCAACGCCGCUCAGAGAAAUACACCUUUGAAAGUAUUCAGAAUGAAGCCAAUGCACUUCUGAAUAGUGAAGUUCAAACUAAUGCUGAAAAUGCAGAAAAUAAAUCUCCAAGCACGCCUGACACCAGAAAUGCAGCCAACCCUGAGGAGAUUGCACCAGGUUAUGGUGGCCCCCUAAAGAAUGUCCCACCUGAGAGAUUCAACACCACAGCUCUCCCCAAGUCCUACCACUCACCCUGGGAGGAGGCCAUCAUCAGUGACCCCGUGCUAGCCGAUACACUGAAGCUCAAGAUGCCUGUGCCUGAACCCAGAGGAGAGAUGCCUGAUUACAAGAGCUUCAACCGGGUGGCCACACCAUACGGAGGCUUUGAGAAGGCCCCACGAGGAAUCACCUUCAAGAUCCCAGAGAUAGAUCUGAACCCCCCAAGAUACCCCGAACUUCAAGACCCUGCAUCGAAGCGGCCCACCUUCAACAGGACCGCACAGGGCUGGAUCUCUGACGGCGUUCCUCUCAUCCUCCCCUCUGUUCCACUGGAGCCGCCCGAGAUCCCUGAAUCUGAUGACCUGUAAUUGCAACCUGGCAGCUGUAUUGUGGUAGAGGGUCUGAGCAGGGAUUGGCCCCCUAGCUGCUGCUCCAAAACCAGUUCUGUUUCCUAAUAUUGAGCAUGGGACUGUAGGAAACUGGUUUUGGAACAGUGCCAUGGGCAACCUCUACAUAGAGCAGUCUGUCUUGAGUGGGUGCCUCAAUGCUUCAAGGGCUGAUUGGUUUAACAUGAAUUGACUGCAAGAACAUGUCAAAUCUACCAGCAAUGUAAGUAUUGCAAGUUAGGAACAUUACUUAGUACUGCUCAAUUACUACAAACUAUCACAUUGCAUUAACAGCAGCAAGCGAUAACUGAACAGGACAUUCUUAUAACAUCGCUGUCAUAUCAAAAGCUUGGAACACUGCGUGAAAAUUGGACCAAUAGAAAUGGUCCAGAAUAAAAUCUUGACACAUUAAUGUACAUUAAAGUUAAGAAUGUUUUUUCCUCCUACUGUUGUUACCAUCUGGAGAUACAAGGUUUUGUUACUAGUGAUAUGUAUUUAUAACAUAAUACGUGUAACAAACAUGACAGUGACAAGAUAAUAAACAUAAUAAAUGUAUACAAUGUGUAUUUAUGUCAUAAUAUAUAUAAUAAACAUAUACAGUUUGUGCGGUAAUGUGCAAAAGACCACCUUUCUUUUAUUUAAUUUCCAGUCAAAGUGGCCAUUAAGUACAUUUUUCAGCAUCAGGGAAAAAAAACAUUUAACUGAAAAUGACUUUGAAGCCUCAGUAACAAAAUUUCAGUAUUCAGCAUUCUUUUCAGGGGCCUUGUUUUCAGGUUUCAGUCCCACACCUACAGAGUUCAGUCUUACAAGUUGGUUACAUUUUCUGUCUCUCAACCCAAGAAAUCCCAAAUGUGUUUAGUGAUGUUGAGGCCUGGCCCAAUGUUCUGAGAACAUCUUGACAGCUACACGUCCUUUCAGACCCAUGGUGUUCUAGCAGUGGAGGGAUGGACAGAUGGACACCUGUGGAUUUUAUCACAUCUGAAGCAAAAACGGAGCUAGAUUUUCUCUCAAAAAAGUAUCUUCAAAGCAACACUAUGUAUGAUUUGGAGAUUUGGAGACCUCUCUGGUGGAAAUGUGUAAUUGCACACAACAUGUGGAAGAACAUUUUGUAGUGUCGGUUGUGCUUCGGGCCGCCACAAGUGGAUGAAUCUGAAUUUUGCAAGUGCGUUGAAGGAGUAUUCGAAGAGAACUCAGGCAAAGCUUUGAUGUAGGGCAUGUCGUCUGAGGAUGCUAGUGAAACAUCUACUAUUGUCAUCAUAUCUUCAUCAGUAUAUUGUUGAUUUUGCAUUUGAGAUGAAGUCUUUUUAAACCGGUGAGUGUGACAUUAAUGCAUAAUAACAAGACACGGCCUGAUAAAUUCCCAUCAAACCCGUCCCAAUACCUCUAAUUUCUAAAAGAUUAUUUUAGGCUUUAGAGGCCGACUUGCAGCGGUGCAAGCAUGCCAUAUUUUAGUGUGUUUUCACUAUACUGAAUGCUGCUACGUAGUGCUGCUUUAAGUACUGUUUAUCUGAUAGGGACAGUUUUGAUGGUCCACCAGGUCUUGCACAGUUGUUAGGAGGCCCAUUUACUCCAGUUCUCCUGUUUAUUCACAUAUUUUUCAAAUAACUAUCCCUUCCCCAUGUAAGUAGAUUAUCUCCUUAGAAAUAUCUCCUGAAAACUGAAUGGCUUAAUGGCCAAUUUGACUGGAAAUGAAAUAAAUGAAGGGUAUUCACUGACUAGCACAGGAAUGUGUUUAUACAAUUUUACCAAUUUUUAGAAGUAAAAUCUUAUUUUAUUAACACCUUAAACUUCUAGGCUUAUUAGACUUAUUAUUAUGUAACUACAGGGACUUCAAUGCCAACUGGCUGAACUAUUAGAAGUGUGUAAUAAGGUUUUGGGCCUGCUGAUUAGAUUAGCCAUUUAGGUUAACUUACAUUAAAGUUUAUAUUUUUUCCCCUUCUACUAAAACGUUGUGAACAACAGUUAUAAAAGGAAAGAUGACAACACCUCACAACCUGUGAUGCAGUAGGAAAUAUUCGCUGAAGAGUCAUAGAACACUAGUGCAACAAAAUAGACCUGAGCAAUCUACACAUAAAUAAAUAGAAUUGAGAAGAACAAAUUAUAGUAUCUUUUAAAGUUUGUAGAAAUAAACGUAUCCUAGAAAUAAACUGAAUGUAACUAAUAAAUAGUAUAGAAUAGCAACAGAAUAGCAAGAAGCAAAGAAGGCCUCAAACAUCUACAGCUCUGUAUCGAUUUACAUAGAAUAGAACCCAAUAUAGAACCCAGCAGUGUGUGUUAGAUUAGCUUGUACACGUGUGAGUGUAUUAGAAAUGAAUUGAAUGUUAAUAAAGAGCAUUUAUGAUACAUUACUGACUACUGAGGUGUACAGGACAUAUGAGAGCUGAUAAUGUGUGCUUCAGGAAAGGAAUGUUUCCAGAGCUUUUAUUUAAGAUUAUAUUAUGUAUCACAAUCAAUAUUUUCAAUAUUUAUUGGAUAUUAUUACAGCUACUAACCAAUAUGUUGUUUGACUGUGAGUGAUUUGCUUGAAAAGAUAUUAAACAUUUUAAAGGCAACGAUAGGAUGUUAUAAAAUGAGAUUAAAUUUGGUUUCAUUAAGAGAGGGAAAAAAACAUUGUAAAUAGAAUGUGUUGACUUUUUGAAGCUGGUUUUUACUGUAAAAAGUUGCUUUUUUUGCAUUUCAUGUUGUGAAACCUGAUGUGCUGUUUGGUGGUGUUGCUAUUGUGUGUGUGUAUUUAGUAUGAUGGAGAUCUUAUUCUCGUGCUGCAGUCUGAAAUGAAUUUGGAAGCUGUGGUGUAAACUCUGAAAUAAAAUGUGCAUUUAUUUCAUGAUGAAA